Messenger RNA from Dioszegia hungarica, 618 nucleotides. RefSeq lists its product as uncharacterized. NCBI's taxonomy places the organism in Eukaryota, Fungi, Basidiomycota, Tremellomycetes, Tremellales, Bulleribasidiaceae. The record is from RefSeq and is a predicted model, not a curated record. The coding region runs from base 1 to 618 and encodes 205 amino acids. The transcript has 5 exons.
AUGGCGAUCAGCGACAGCCAAGACAUCGAAGCGGUCCGCAGUGAGUGGGAGACGUGCGAGGAUCUGUUGGCUCAAUCGCAAAAGGACAACGAAGAGAAGUACAAGAUCAUCGAGAGAUACAAACAGUACACCAAGGAGCUUGAGAAGCUCAUAGAGUGCUCAUGUGGCGCAGCAUGGAGGGAUGAUCAUGGCAUUCCUCCCUUCUCGACCGCAAUCCCGGCGACAUCCGCGUCCACACCACUACCCAAACCCCAGCCAAGUAUGCUCCGCCAUUCGACUUCAAUCACUCAGUCGACCAAGCGCUCGACACGGCUUGUGGGUCGUAUCGCUUCUCAACAGAUCGAUCCCCGCCACCUAGACAGCCUGCGUGAGGUAUCAGAGACACUCACGGACAGCACUCCCACGGAUGCGAUGAGAAGGUUACAAGGCAAGGAUACUCCUGCAAGGCCGGGCUCGCUCCUCGACAAGCAGAUUACAGCCCAGUCGACCCGCGAGCGCGAUGCCAUUCGGCUGCUCCUGGACGAGAUGGACCGGAACCUUGAUCGCAGGGAGAGCGCAAUCAGCAGACUCCGGCAGGAGGCAUUCACGGAAAGAUCAGCAGUCAGUGGCGAGCGUUAG